AUGCUACCGUCUUCGAUGCGUUUAGUAGCGCUGGUCGCAGCUCUGCUUGCACUUGUGGCCGAGGCCAGAGUCAAGAUUGACCCUAGUAAACAUGAUGUUGUCAAGCUCAAUCCUCAAUCGUUCGGCUCUGUUAUCGAGCGUCACAGAGACUGGCAGAUCAGUGCCGUCUUCUUCUACGACGACAGUACUCCUGUUAAGGACUUCAAUAAGGUUAAUGAGGUCGCCCAACAAACCAAGCGUAUGGUUAAAAUGGGUGCCGUAGACUGUGACGAAAACCGUGCCUUGUGCGAACAAAACAACAUCAAGGGUUGCCCCAAGUCAGCCACUUCUGAUGCUUCUCAGUUGGUCAUUUACCCCCGCAACCCCAUACCGCAGUUCAUCUAUGAAGGCAAGCUGGAGGCUCACGACGUCAAGAAGGCCGUCCUGAGAUACCUACCAACCGAGUUGAUCAAAAAGCUGGAUGCUGCCAAUGUUGAUACUUUCCUUACCACUGAUGCUGCCAUGCCCAAGGUUCUGCUGUUCACCGAGAAGGAUUCUCCUCCACCGAUGUUCAAGGCGCUCAGCAACGAGUUCCGCAAGGAGAUGCAGUUCGGUCUGGUGAACGUCAAGAAGCAGCCGGAUCUAGCCAAACGCUUUGGCGUCAAGAAAGCUCCGAAGAUUUUACUGCAACAAGCUGUUGGGAAGAAGCCGGAAGCAUAUAAAGGGGAGGUGUCGUACAUUCCUAUCGCCGACUGGGUCAAUCUGCACAGAGAGACAUUUUCCAGAGGGGGUGGAUUUGAGGAAACUGCGAGACCUGGGUCGGGCAGUGAGACUGAGGCGCCCUCUAGACCCUGGCUUGCACAGGAGAUACCCGAGAUUACGAAGAGAAGCGCUAAGCAUGUUUGUUUCGAUGGUGGAGAGGGCCACUGUGUCAUUUACCUGAAGGAAGGCGGCCCAUUGUCGAAGGAGGAGGAGGAUGGCCUUGUUGAGCUCAGGGACCGAUUCACUUCACAGCUUCACAACCGGGGUGCCAAGCUUCGUUGGGUAUGGCUCGAUGUUUCGAAGGAGCCAGCAUGGGCUGAGAUGUUUGGUAUCAGCAAGUUCCCCAAUGUUGUCGUAUUCAACCCUCAUAAGCGUCUUCGAUUCUGCAAAUUCGAUGAUGAUGACGAAGAGCACACGGGAGAUAAAGAUGGCGUAGAGUAUCUAGUCGAUAAGGUCCUUGGCGGUGAUGGCCGAUUCAAGAUCGUCAAGGGUCAGAAGCUCCCGGAACUUUCGGACAGGGAAGAGGAUGGGGAGAAGGCCCAGUCCGACCGGGAUGAGUUGUAA
Perkinsus marinus ATCC 50983 is the source of this 1305-nucleotide messenger RNA. RefSeq names its product heat shock protein DnaJ, putative. Bases 1 to 1305 code for a protein of 434 amino acids. Lineage: Eukaryota; Perkinsozoa; Perkinsida; Perkinsidae. The record is from RefSeq and is a predicted model, not a curated record. The transcript has 11 exons.